AUGGUGAUCGCUUGGGAAUGGCCCGUCACGGCCUCGGCGUGGCUCAGCACCACCAUCCUCACACUCAUUACUUAUAACGUGCUUCGCAUAAUUUAUAAUCUGUAUUUUCAUCCUCUGUCCAAAGUUCCAGGUCCCGUUGCAUGGAAGGCGUCUCGACUGCCGUUUAUCCGGUCACUGCUCAGGGGAACAAUUGUCCAUGAUUUUGAGCGCCUGCAUCGCCAAUAUGGCCCUAUUCUUCGUAUUGCGCCCGACGAAGUCACUUUUGCUCAUGAAGACGCUUGGAGAGACAUAUUCCAGCUUCGUAAAGAUCACCCACAGUUUCUAAAGGACCUUGUCUGGUGGAAAUCGCAACCUGGGAUGCCAGACAGCUUACUUAGCGCUAUCGACCCGAAACAUCAUGCACGCAUUCGUGGUCUUCUUGCUCCUGGAUUCACACCUCGGGCCUUGAAAGAGCAAGAGCACACUCUGCAUUUUUAUGUCAAUCUUUUAGUUGAAAGGAUCCGUGAGCGCGUGAAUGAGACACCAGAGAGCGGCGCAGUCAUUGACGUGGUGCCCUGGUUCAACUUCAUUGCGUUUGAUAUAUUUGGAGACCUUGGAUUUGGAGAAUCAUUCAACUGCCUUCAAGAUUCCAAAUACCACCCUUGGAUUGCUUUGCUGUUCAACAGUGUCAAGGCGGCAUCUUACGUCGCAGCAGCACGAUUUUACCCAAUAGUUGAGCGUCUACUUCUCAUGUGCAUCCCGCCCUCUCUAAGGAAGAUGCAAAUGGACCACUACCAGCAGAUUGUGGACAAGGUGGACAGGCGUCUCAAUUUCGAGCUUGAGCGGCCAGACAUCAUGUCUCAUGUGAUACGAGGCACAGAACGCCGCGAGCUGCCAGAGGGUACUCUCCACACGACAUUCAUGGUGCUGACAACCGCAGGAAGUGAGACAACGGCGACAGCUUUGAGCGGCACCCUCAACUACCUGGUCAACAACCCAAACAAGCUGAAGAAUCUAACACGAGAAAUCCGUGGGACUUUUCAACAAGAGAGUGACAUCGACCUCGACGCUCUGCGGAAGUUACCGUACCUCAACGCAGUGCUUAACGAGGGACUCAGACUCUGCCCGCCCAUCCCAUGGGUUCUCCCACGACGGGUUCCAGAGGGAGGCGAUAUAGUAUGCGGAACAUGGCUUCCGGGAGGGACUCCCGUCUCGAUACAAGCAUAUACGAUGAACCGCGACCCGGCAAACUUCCACUCGGCCACGUCAUUUGUUCCGGAGCGCUGGCUUCCUGACACGCGCACAGACCCGGAGUCGCCCUUCUUCCAUGAUCGCCUCCAGGUUGUCCAGCCGUUUAGCGAUGGGCCCAGAGCCUGCCUGGGGCAGCAUUUGGCGUGGGCGGAGAUGCGGCUGAUCCUUUCCAAACUGCUCUGGGUGUUUGACUUUGAGGUGGUAGAGGAUCGGAAGAUGAGGUGGGAGGAUUUGAGGACGUUUCUAUUAGUGGAAAAGAGGCCGAUCGAGGUGCGGGCAAGACUCAGGGACACUGCCUCCGUCGCAUAG
Trichoderma virens Gv29-8 is the source of this 1539-nucleotide messenger RNA. RefSeq lists its product as uncharacterized. Bases 1 to 1539 code for a protein of 512 amino acids. The record is from RefSeq and is a predicted model, not a curated record. Gene Ontology annotation, molecular function: oxidoreductase activity, acting on paired donors, with incorporation or reduction of molecular oxygen; iron ion binding; heme binding. Lineage: Eukaryota; Fungi; Ascomycota; Sordariomycetes; Hypocreales; Hypocreaceae. The transcript has 3 exons.